GAGGGAGGGAGGGAGGAGGGGAUCUGGGAGUCGGCCGGUUGUGCAACCUGAUCGCGAGUUAGGAUGUCUCGGUGCAGACCGGUGCAAACUUUUUGCGGCUCCGGCUUGGCCAAGGCUGCCCCCGAGCUGCGGGGGUCGGUGAGGGCGCUGCUGGUGCUGCAGGUGUUGGGGUGGGUGGGCGUCAGGUCCACGCUCGUUUGCCCCAAGUUUUGCGAGUGCUCGGAUCCCGCCAGGACCGUCAAGUGUGUGAACAGGGAGCUGAGCCGGAUCCCCGCGGACAUCCCGACCAACGUCAGAACCCUCUUCAUCACCGGCAACAACAUCUCCAGACUGCCCUCGGGGGCUUUCCGGCGCCUGGACCAACUCGCCACUUUGAACCUGAGCGGCAACAAAAUGGGGGCCAUCGAGCCGCUGGCGUUCGCCUCUUUGCCCAACUUGAAACAACUGGAUCUCAGCAAUAACCACAUCUGCAGCUUCUCCCCCGCAGCCUUCAGCGCGGACCCCGGCCAACUGCGGGACCUCAACCUGAGCAGAGCGCUCUACAACGCCUCCAGCGUGGAGGAGGUGUCCGACCUGCUCCAGAACGGCUCCCUGACCAACCUGGUCACGCUGGACCUGUCCCGAAACGACCUGGUCUACCUGCCCGGCAGCAUCUUCGCCCGUCUGCCCAAUCUCAAGUCCCUGGACCUGAGCAACAACUCUCUGGUGGAGCUGAGACCCCGCGCCUUCAGACACCUGGACCUGGACAGACUGAACCUCAGCCACAACGCCCUCAAGACGCUGAGCAACUCCACGCUGGUGGAGCUCGGCUCUCAGCCGCGGCUCCGCGUUCACCUCAAAGAAAACCCGUUCGCCUGCGAUUGCGGCAUCGAGGGGUUCCUGCGGUGGUUGGCGAGUGCGGACAGAGUGGAGGAGAAGGACGCGCUGCUCUGCGCUUCCCCGGACAGCAUGAAGGACAGACCUCUGGUGCAGAUCAAAGCCUCGCAGUUGGACUGCUCCUACGCGGGCGACAUGGAGAGCGUUUUGCAAACUUCCUACGUUUUCCUGGGGAUAGUGUUAGCCCUGAUCGGGCUCAUCUUCGUGUUUGUGCUGUACCUGAACCGAAAGGGCAUCAAGAAGUGGCUUUUUAACUUCAGGGAUGCGUGUCGAGACCACAUGGAAGGCUAUCAUUACCGAUACGAGAUCAACACUGAUCCCAGAUUGACAAAUCUAAGCUCUAAUUCCGACGUGUAAAUCAAACGCGACGCUGGGGGGGGGGAAAGUUGACUUGUUUGAGACUCCAGUUGGAAUUUUUUUUUAUUAAUAAUUAUUUGUAACAGCUAUGCAUGAUGAAGUCCAACAGGAUCACUGCUGCUCGCCUGCUGCUCGCCUGCUGCUCCCUCUCUCUCCCUCUCCCUCUCUCUCUCUCUCCAUGGAAACCCGAAAUUGACAAGGGUUUGAUUCCCGGUGGGAAGUGCCCCCCCCCCCCCCCCCACCCCCCCAUGUGAUGCAAUGUGUGUGAUGUUUUCUCUCAUUCUCUUUUCAUGACAUGCUGUGUGAUUGUGCCAAACGAAAAGAGGGCUCCAGAAACCACUGGAGCUCUCCAAGCCUCACAAUAGUCAGUCGGAUUAUUAAGCACGUAGUGAGGAGUUAGACUGCCCGGUGUUAUAGUGGGUAAGACUAUAGCAGGACAGCUGUGCUACCCUUGAUAUCAUUUACAGAGAGCAAAAGGGGGGGGGGGACGCUAUAAGCAAUAAAAACACAAUACUGUAGAACCAGUUUUGAACAUGGCUCCAGCAACUUAUCAUCACAGGGACACAACACAGGCGCUGUGGUGUACAAUAAAUAGCACAAUACAAUCUGUCCUCUUCACUGAUGUAAGACUUUUAAUCGGACCUGAAUCACAGAAUGAAUGAAAGAGGUGCAUCUUCCUUCCCCUGAAUUGUACUGCAGCGCAAGCCUAACAGGACUCUCAGUCAACAUAGCACAGUAAAGCACACUCUUGUACCCAAACCUUAAUGUGACUGUUUUCCAUAGUAUGUUACAGAGUGAGAGAGGCACCAAUCUGACAGCUACGAUUAAAGUCAGCAACUUGUUUUCUCUCUCCGUGAAUUAUGUUGAAUAAUAUGGAUUUUAUCUACUUUGCUAUCUUAAAAUGAUGAUUUUAAAAGUUGGAUUGAAAACUGGUCGUCCAUCUAUUCACUGAUGUGAAACUCGAGUUUGAAACAUCUGGAUCCAGAAAGACUGUUUCCUGCUGCCACUUUUUUUUUACUUUAGAGAUGGUUAAGACUGCAUGAACAUUGAUGUUGCUGCUGCCUGCAGGCUUUUCUAGGAUUGUCACAGUAGAGAGAACUGUGAAAUUCAGCGUGACAGCUAACCACUGCACAGGCCAAGCGAUGAAAAGCAGCAGCAAAUUAAUGCUGAGUAUAGCGGUUUGUGGAUUUUUUUAAAAAAAACUGUCAAUAAUAAUUGCAAGUCCAUUGUUUUGUAAUGUUUUCGGGUAUUCGUAAUCUGCACGGUCUUUCGAUCGAUUUAGACUUCCGAUUAAGAUAAACAGCAAGACGGUUGCUGUAUGAAAGCAACGGUCCUCAAGUAGACAGACCGGCAAAACCAGCUUUUGGGAAUUUGCUUUCAAAUUGAGACAAAGCACACAGAAACACAGGGAGGAAAUGAAUCAUGAAAAAUAGCACUGUAAACGCCAGGUAAUUGCAUGGACAAGCCUGCACUAUCUACAAAAUAGUAACAAAGCAUCCAAUUAACUCCUGAAUUAUAGUAAAAUGUUAUUAGAUUUUGAAUGUCUAGCACCAAUAGCGCAUGGCUGUAAUUUGGCCUUUUAGGGGCUGCGAUGGGGUUGUAAUACUAGAAAAUAGCUGUCCGAGAAUGAAUUAAGCUAAUAUUUGUUGAGCUUUACAGCAUGAAUGAAGCUUCACAGCAACAUUGGACUUCAAAGUCCAAAUACCUGGCUACCUUUCAUGUACAGUGAUUUUAAUCUGAACAAAAUAAGUCGUUGCUCCUGCAGUUUACCAAUGUGAAAUAUAUGUCAUGCACGUAACCCAUUCUUAGUUCAGAUCAUCUUAUUUCUGUGCAUGAACUGUGAAACAUUUUUAAUUCUUCAUUUGUCUUCAAUUGGGCAUUUAGAAAACAUUUAACCCAGACUUACUAUUAUGGCUUAAUAAAACAAGUCAAACAGUGACCAGUUGGUGUUUUGAGCCUCAUGCAAAUUUGUAAUUAUGUAUCAGUGUAGUUCUUUUAUUUUGUUUAUCAAUUUGGCAAAUCAAUUGGUGACAAGCUUGCACGCAUUGACAUGGAGACGCAUACCAUUUGCUUGACUUGGCAAAAUGUAAUGCUUCCCAGCAUUACCGCAGACAAACAGUCCUCAGUCUUAAACAGCAGGGAGUUUUAAAUAUUGUGACUGUAAUAACACUCCAGUCUAGAAUUUGUACAGCCUGAUGCUUCAAAGAAGUUCGUGGUAGCCAGAUACGAAAACCUAGACUUGCAGUUGUAACCUUAGAGGUGGAAGGCAUCAGUCCAGUUCUAACCAGUGAAAUAUGUAUACAUCUCUUAACAGAAUCUUAGCUAAUGAUGCAGCAAUCAGAUAUUUGUAAAAAAAUAAACUCAAAAUCUGUUUGUCUCAUUUACACCUCAAUUUGUAGGGGAUUAGGAUGCAGUAUACUGUUAUUAGCAGCCGUUUCUUGUUCCUGUUGUUUGUGAACACCAAUAUUUGGCAAAAUAACAAAAAGAGAACUUGCAAAAACAUUCCCAACCAGUGGCAUUUCAUUUAAAUUCCUGAAGCACUGUGGCCAACAUAGACCAAUGUAGUUCUGCAUAACACAUUUUGUAAAUUAUGUCUUUAAAAAUACACAAAAAAAUUAACCUGCAAACCUGCAAUGUUAAUGAUGAAUUAAAAAUAGCUAAAGGACUGGGUAUGAUUUAUCUGUUUUAAAUUUUAAAACAUGGAGAGGUAGUCUGUGUCUUGUACAUCACAGAAAUAUGCUCCUGCUCUCCACUUGUGAUUGUACAGAGCUUACCAACACAAGCCCAACACGAGUUCUGGUUAUUGUGUAUUUUAGUUUUUUUUCAGUUUCAAUGUUGAUGGUAAUUUUAUGUUUCCAAAAUUCCUCUUAACAUGUAUUGGCCUUUUCCUCGUUUACGUCAAAGAAUGGUGCACAGGUACAACAUUUUAUUGACAAGCCAAUAAAAAAUAGUAGGAAGAAAUAAAGCCAGACAGAAAUCUAGGUUAAUGCUAGUUGGAAUACGUUUUGUUCAGCCCUAAAUAUAGGUUUGUGCCUGUCAAGGGGAAUGCAAGAAAUGUGCUGAAUGCAGCCUUUUUGCCAUGUCACAUCCUUGACUAGUUCCAUCGGUCUUGUGCCUACCGGAGUCAUACAGCAAGACUAUUAGGGGGAAAGGAAAGGAGGGGAAUGGGGGCAAUACACCUCAAGGCUUAAUAAUGUAGCUCAAGUUUUCUAUCCUCAAAGAAUAACCAUGUCAGUUACAGAGCCCUUGCAGAAGAAACUGUUUAGGAGUGAAAGUCACAUUGUUACAUUGCCCUGAAAGUUUAAAUAUAUUUAAGUUGGAUGUCCGCUGCUUAACAAUGGCUCUGUUAACUUUUAUUUUAAAAAAUAAAGACUAUUGUGGCUACUUUUUGAUCUCCA
Molecule: messenger RNA, 4631 nt
Organism: Callorhinchus milii (elephant shark)
Lineage: Eukaryota; Metazoa; Chordata; Chondrichthyes; Chimaeriformes; Callorhinchidae
Gene: tpbg
Product: trophoblast glycoprotein b
Exons: 1
Coding region: 64-1233 (389 amino acids)
Biological process (GO): negative regulation of canonical Wnt signaling pathway
Cellular component (GO): plasma membrane
Molecular function (GO): protein binding
Source: RefSeq, a predicted model, not a curated record